AUGGGGCGUGAUGAGAGCACAAGCUCAUUCUCCACCUUAGAAAGUGCUCAAGAGAAGGAUCUCUCUUGUGUCCCUCAACAAUAUGUGAUUCCAACCUUGCAUAGGUCUAACUUAGCACCCAAAGAAUAUGCUAAUGUUGCUGUUAUUGACGUGGCUGCGCUUAAGAAUGGCUUAGCAACAAGGUCUCGUGCUAUUCAACAAAUUAGAGAUGCUUGUCGUCGUUUGGGUUUCUUUCAAGUUGUGAACCAUGGAGUGAACGAAUCAGUGCUUAAUGAGGCCAUAUCCGUGGCUUCCAAAUUCUUUGAUUUGCCGACAAAGGAGAAGGUGAAGUUGUUGUCAAAUGAUGUGCACAAGCCAGUGAGGUAUGGGACGAGCUUAAGAGAUGGAAUUGAUAAGGUCCAGUUUUGGAGGGUUUUUCUCAAACACUAUGCUUACCCUUUGAAGGAUUGGAUUCACAUGUGGCCAGAAAAUCCACCCGAGUACAGGGGAAAAAUGGGAAGAUAUUGUGAAGAAGUGAAGAAAGUGGGCUUAGAGGUGAUGACAGCACUCAUUGAGAGUCUGGAAUUAGAUCCUACACUUCUAACCACAAAGAUUGAAGAUGGGAUGCAAGUCAUGGCAGUGAAUUGCUACCCACCCUGCCCUGAGCCAGAGAUUGCGCUUGGUUUACCACCACAUUCUGACUAUAGUUGCCUAACCAUUUUGCACCAAAAUUGCCCUGGGCUUGAGAUAAUGGAUUUGGAGGAUGGUACAUGGAAAGUAGUGCCACACGUUGCUGGUGCCCUUCAAGUGCAUGUUGGUGACCAUUUUGAGGUAUUGAGCAAUGGUUUGUACAAGAGUAUUGUGCACAGAGCAACCCUUAACAAGGACAGGACCAGGAUCUCAAUUACUAGUUUGUUCAGUUUGGGGAUGGAUGAUAAAAUGGAGACAGCUAAAGAGCUUGUGGAUGAUAAGCAUCCUAAGAACUAUAGGGAAAGCAGCUUCAGAGAUUUUCUUAACUUUCUGGCAUCCAAUGACAUUGCUGAAGGGAAGAAUUUCAUUGACAUGCUCAAGAUCAACUAUAACUAA
Messenger RNA from Abrus precatorius (Indian licorice), 1065 nucleotides. RefSeq names its product flavanone 3-dioxygenase 3. The transcript has 3 exons. Lineage: Eukaryota; Viridiplantae; Streptophyta; Magnoliopsida; Fabales; Fabaceae. The record is from RefSeq and is a predicted model, not a curated record. Bases 1 to 1065 code for a protein of 354 amino acids.